GCCCCGACGUAAUGAAUUCGCUGAUUGGAUGCGAGGGGCACUCGGCUCGUGUGGGCGGGGAAAGUGGGCGGAUCCUGGUAACUAUGGAAACGAAAUGGUGUCACCCACCCCCUGACAACGGCGCUGUCGCUUAGAAACGGGCGAAGCAGGUUAGAGUGCGGUAAGGGCGCAGGUCCAUCUACUUCAUGCAUAAUCCCGUUGGAAUCGCAGGAAGAUAGGAAUGAAGAAAGUCGCCGCUGCAGUAUCGUCAUCCAAAAUUGGGGGAAGUACGAAGAAACAUUCUAUUCAUGGCAGCAUUGGGAACAUAGGCAGUAAAUACAGCCAAAGAAACUCGUUGAGUUUUCUAGGAUCAAGUGGUCGCCCAAGGAUAAGUCUACAAACAGACAAAUUCUUGGAUAAAGGUUAUAGUGCGGGAGGACGACAUGUAACACAGAUAUUUGAUGAGAAUGGAAAGAUGUUCAGUCCUCGCCCUCUCAUCCUUUUGGAUCCCAAUUUUUACACAAACCAGGCAAAGUAAAAUUUUCUCCUCACAAGAGCUUACAUCUUCUGACUAUGGCUUCAUUGGUACAGUCUAUCAGACUGCAGCGAACGUUAGUUUUGGUGGACCCUUUACCAGGUCCACUUUUGACAGUGGUAGUAUCUCCCGAUCAAGUCGUACUUUUUCAGAUUCAAUGGACGACAUUGGUGACACUGGUGUUCAACAGGAUACUGCAAGUGUACAAUAUGACCAAAUGCGGAGAGAGAACGUACGAGAACAACUGACAGAUGAUGAACUUAAUAAGAUUGUUGAUGUGUAUCUGACAGAGACUGAAACAUAUACCUUUCUGGAUCUUCCAGUUGAAAUGAUUUCAGUGGAUUCAAGGGAAGCAGAAGCUGUCAAGGAAAGGAAUGCUCAAUAUAUUGAACUCUGCAAAGAGCGAGUUGGCAAUGAUCGCUACCUUGAAAGGAUGGCGCAGACAUUCACUGGAGCACAAAAGACCAAAGAAGUUCAGUGUGACAAAAUUAACACAAAAGAAACAGCUGUUAUGGCAACAACAUGGGACCUGUAUGAUAGCUUUAAAGAAAGAGAACCACGUGAAGACUCCUCCUUCAAUCAAACGAAACUGAAUAAGGAUUUGUCGCAAGCACAACUUAGUUUAGACAAAACUGUCAUUCGAACUUUAUCAGCUCUAAAUUCUUUAGGAUUAGAAAGCCGAUCCACCUCAUCUGGGGAGUCAGAAAGUCUUGUCACAGUCCAAACUAUGGAAGAAACGGAGCAGGACCUUGAAGAAAUCUUUAAAAAUGAGAAACUGAAGCAAGAUUUAUUUAUUAUGGAGCGUGUCAUUAUGGAGAAUAUUUUCCAGCCUAAACUUGCUGCUUAUCGGCAGCUACCUAUACUACCUGAUCCAGAUGAAACUUCUAAUGCUGAAGAAGAGGUGGUAGAUAACAUGAUGAUGUUGGAUAUCAUGAGUCCAAGAUUGCAACCACUCUGGACUUUUACAUGUAGCCUCACCAAGGGACGCAACGUUAGCUGCAUGGUCUGGAACAAACACAAUUUGGACCUACUAGUAGUAGGUUAUGGAAACUUUGGAUAUAAGGAACAAAGAGGAGGACUGAUUUGCUGCUGGUCACUGAAAAAUCCAAUGUGGCCUGAGCGGAUCUAUCACUGUGAAUGUGGUGUUACAGCACUGGAUUUCUCUGCGGAUAGCCCCAAUCUGCUUGCAGUCGGCUACUAUAAUGGACUUGUGGCAAUCUACAAUGUACGCAACCCUGAAAAUGGAUUGGUUCUGGAUAGCAGUAAUGAUAUAAAUAAGCAUAUUGGCCCAGUCUGGCAGCUGAAGUGGACUGAACAGGACAGAAAUUCCAAAGGGGAUGAAAAGGAAGGUACAUUGAUCUCCAUUGCUGCAGACGGUAGGAUUGCCAAGUGGACCCUUGCAAAAGGACUGGAAUCAUCCGAUUUAAUGAGGAUAAAACGAACAAGUGUACAGACAUCUAAAAAAGUGGCUACUGAUAAAGAAAAGAAGAGUGAAGCAUCCAUAUCUCGCCAAGCACCAGGAAUGUGUUUUGCUUUCCACCCAAAGGAAACUAAUAUUUACCUGGCUGGGACAGAAGAAGGUUAUAUUCAUAAAUGCUCAUGUUCCUAUAAUGAGCAGUUCUUAGAAACAUAUGGAGUCCACAAGGGUCCUGUGUAUAAAGUAGCAUGGUCACCGUUUUCUCAUGAUACUUUUCUGAGCUGCUCUUCUGACUGGUCCAUUCAUUUAUGGAGUCAGGAAAUAGUGCGACCAAUUUUACGCUUUUCUUCCAAUAUUACUAAGGCUGUGCACGACAUCAUGUGGUCACCAAAGUCAGCUACUGUGUUUGGAGCAGUGAAUGAGGACAGAGUGGAAAUCUGGGACCUUUCCAUUAGCAUAUUGGAUCCUAUUAUUAUCUGCCCAGCCAAUGAAGGAGCAAGUUUGACUACCAUACUCUUUGCUAAAAACACAGAUUGCAUUCUCAUUGGUGACAGCAAUGGACAGGUCACAGUAUACCAGCUCGAUAAUAUGCCUCCAUAUGAAGAAGCCCUACCCAUGCUAAAUAGCAUCAUUGUGAGCACACUGGCCAGCCAAAUGGUUAGUGAGACUUACGUAGUGGAAGAACACACUAUUAACAUUUGCGAUACUCCUGUUUAACUACUGUUGCUUUUAAUACAAUUGUUAAUUUCAUUAUUUUGUACAUUACAGCUCAUAUUAAAUCAUGUG
Messenger RNA from Pristis pectinata (smalltooth sawfish), 2717 nucleotides. It is a transcript of the gene dnai4, whose product is annotated as dynein axonemal intermediate chain 4. NCBI's taxonomy places the organism in Eukaryota, Metazoa, Chordata, Chondrichthyes, Rhinopristiformes, Pristidae. Gene Ontology annotation, biological process: cilium movement. The transcript is spliced from 18 exons. Bases 441 to 2648 code for a protein of 735 amino acids. Gene Ontology annotation, molecular function: dynein light chain binding; dynein heavy chain binding. The record is from RefSeq and is a predicted model, not a curated record. Gene Ontology annotation, cellular component: axonemal dynein complex.